GUGAGGGAGACGGAGACCUGGAUGCCCAUGAAGACGACGCAGAUGGCGGCCAUGUCGACGCACACCGAGUCUUCGGGAGAUUCGCCCAACGGAUCGGACUUCGGAUUCACGGACAACGAAGACGACGACGAUGAUGAGGAAUAUGGCGUCAACGAUGGCGAAAAUGUUGAUUAUGAUGAUGAGGAAUAUUACGAUGAUGAAGACGAGGUAGAAGAGAACGAAGACGAGUACGAGUUCUCCGGGUCUGGUGACGGAGCAACAACAGCCACACCUGGAAGAGAGUCCAAGCCGUCAGUUAAGCCCGAUGUGAACGACAACAAGAUCCCCGAGGUGGAGCGGCCGACGGUCAACGAGGUGAACAUCGUGCGGGACACUAACGAGAUCCUGCUGCUGGGAAACGAGGUCAAGACCGAAGAGGAGUUACCGUCCAACGUCCUGAUGGCCCACGCCAGCGAGGACAGCAUCUUCAACAAGACCGAGGUCCUCGCAGCUUUGAUUGCGGGCGGUGCCGUUGGUCUGAUGUUCGCCGUCCUCCUCAUCCUCCUCCUCAUCUACCGCAUGAAAAAGAAGGACGAGGGCAGCUACGAACUGGGGAAGAAACCCAUCUACAAGAAAGCCCCGACCACAGAGAUCUACGCAUAAACCCUGACCUCCACACACACACACACACACACACACACACACACACACACACACACACACACACACACACACAGUGCCUCGAAUCAGGAGAGAAGCCCCGAAAACUCAAUCGAUUGACUGACUCCUCCUCCCUGACGUUAGCUAAUAUUGGUGCUGCUCUCUUAACCAAUCAGAGGCUUUGUUUUGGUCCUCUCGUCCCGGAGAAAAAGGAGCGACAGGAUUGGACGAUUUCAGCCGCGGUACACGGUGAUCAUUUCAUCACGUCUUGUUUUUUAUGAUUUUGUCCCCAUGUCAGGAGGUAAAACGUCCUCCAAACCCUCCCUUCUUCCCGUUAAAACACUAAAACUGUGCAAUGAUUCUCUGUCUCCGUACGGUACACAUUAACAGUCCGGUUAUUUAUUUCCCCCCUUCUCCGUUAUGACUCUUCCUGGACUGCAGCGUCUCACGUAUUACUGUAGCAUGUGAUUUUUUUUUUUUUAUGUGAACUUUUUAUUUUUUAUUUUUAAAGAACUCCUUGUAAUGCAGAGAGAUUUCAGAAAUGUCUUUUUUGUUUUCUAUUAAAGAUCCCGUCAUGAUGGGAAAGAAUUGAGCUCAUGUCGUUCAAAUUCCUUCUUUUUUCUUUUAAGAAGAUAUGUAGUUUAAUUUAUGUCAUCCAAUAAUGUUUUUUUUAACCUCCAAUUACAGCGAGAGGAGAGACAGUCAAACCAGGGUCAAGAAAUAUUUUUGCACAACUCACUAAACAACUUGCUGUUGUGUUUUUAGAUCUUUAAAACAACCUAAAAAAUAGUCUUUAUUUUUCUAUUUAAACCUUCUGGCAUGUUUAGUAUUGCCUCAUGUUGGGAAAAUCCCAUCUGUCUGGCACGUAGCGCCUUAUAAGUAAAGCUAAACUAAUCCAGGAAAAGGAAUGUGCAAUUACUGUAUCACACACACAUUCUUGUUUUCCUCCAUUUGGGAGGACCAUGACUUGUUGCCCAAACAUUGGUCCUCGCAAGUAAGCAAAACAAACACACGGUACUUCUUUUUUUUUUACCACUAAAAUAAUAACCGCUGGGUUUGUUUUUCUAUCAUUAUGGUGAACUUGACUGGACACGCUCCUACAGGGUGACACACCUACAUUCCUCACACAUGUACACACUCACACACAGAGCUGAGUCACAUGCCGACUGAAGCUGCUGACCCAUGUUCACAGUGAAGCUCAAAUAAAUAGUUUCAUUUUGGGCCCUAUCUGCGAUUUGGUUAGUUUAGCUUAGCUUAGCAUAAUGACUGGAAACGGUGGGAAACUGCUAGCGUUCAAAUAUCUCAAAACAUUGAGUUAAAGUUACUGCACGCUGACAAUAGAUCGUUAUAUCCAAUGAAUUUUGGGCCAAUUGUAUCACACGGAUUAUCAGGUUUGUCCUUAUUAUAUAGGAGAAAAAUACUUGAUAUGGUAGGUUUCCAAAUGUAGUUACCUGGUUGUAAUAACGUCAAAAGACUGUCUUGUUUGUUAAACAUGUAAAAACCAUUCUGAAAAAAGAAAAUCAGCAUUUUUACAGAAGGUUAAAGUACUAAACUACAUCAGAAAGCUUCCAGUAAAUAAAUGCAUUGGUCCAUGAUCCGUUUAAAAUGCAGAAUUAUCGCUUUUACACUUCUGUUUUUGAUAAAUCUUGUUAUUUAGUGACUUUAAAUGUAGCUAUUGGGUGGAUUUUGUUACUCUUUCGACACCCAUGCUAGCAGUUUCCCUCCGUUUCAAGUCUUUGUGCUAAGCUAAUCGGCCGCUGGCUGUAGCUUGACAUUUGAAAUGAAAAUCCCAACAUGGCAAACAUUCCUCUAGCUUCAUGCUUAUUAUCCAUAACUUGUUAAAACGUUAAUUGUCGUCCAGUGAAAAGACAUUUUAUGCUCGGAGAAACUGGUAGUUUUGGUACUUUCUGUUUUGAUGCUUCCUCAAUAAGCUAUGCUGACAGUUUGUUAGUUUUAUAUAUUGUAAUUAUUGGGUGAACCGGUACGCUCACAUUUCUUUAGCUGAAGACAGCAGCACACAGCCUGAUCUACCAAGGAUUUGUAUAUAGAUAAAAAAAUGUUUUAAAAAGUUGGUACUUAGCUACAAAAAUAUCUACCAAAUAUUUAAAUGCCAAAUUGUUUGUUUUUUUCCCGCAGCAGUUCCAUGUGAUUUACUGUCGAAUGUUUUUAAUACUAACUCAUCCAGUAGAUCAACUUGUUUUUUUAUUAAUUUAACUGUCAAAUUAUUGUGUUGCCUUCUUUCAGGUUGGGGUGUUUCCCCCUUUUUAAGCUGUUGUAUAUGUGAUUUAAAAAAUGUAUAUACACUAGUUUGAGAUUUUUUCAGAGGCAAAUAGUUUUGAAGCUUUUUAUUUUAUAAGAGUUUCUAUCUUUUAUCUUUUUAGACGUUUUUGUAUUUAUGUUUUUGUUUGUAGAAGGAUGUGUGGUUGGUGCUCGUCUCUGUUGUCAGACCGGCGCCAUUACUAGAUGUGUUUGCAGCCGUAAUGGAACCAGAUACAUUUGCCAACAUGUUUUUGCAAAUUCAAGGUUGCUCCCACGCAGUUAGAGAAACAUUUUCAAGGCUUUUUACCUCCCGAGAAACACGAAUAAUCUGCUACUUGUUUCAGCUAACAGAGGAGGAACUUUAUGUUUGGUUACAAAGAAAUUCAACCUCCCUGUGUCCGUUUUUAUCGCUGUAAUUAAAUACCUUUCUUUGUUGGUAAUGGCGCCCCGGUCUGUUUUCUGGGAGAGCGUUUGUUCUGCUGCUUAAUGUCACAAACACCACAUGUGAAUCACCAAUGGAGCGGAGGUGCUAAUGAAUCAUUGGUUUCUGCAGGUUCUGAUUUAUUAUUGGAAAUAAAGCUAUUUUUAUGCACAUUAACAUUUUAAAA
Gymnodraco acuticeps is the source of this 3506-nucleotide messenger RNA. It is a transcript of the gene sdc4, whose product is annotated as syndecan 4. Lineage: Eukaryota; Metazoa; Chordata; Actinopteri; Perciformes; Bathydraconidae. The record is from RefSeq and is a predicted model, not a curated record. Gene Ontology annotation, biological process: cell migration. Gene Ontology annotation, cellular component: membrane; cell surface.